UUCGUCGCGAUCGGAACAGCGCUGAAACCAGCUGGCCGCGAAACUUUAACUAGUGUCCACUUAGUGAAAAGGCAGGGCAAGAGUGAAGGAAGGAAUCUACUUCAAGAAUACGAGAUAUGAUUGGUUAUUGUGAACGAAAAACGGAGUGAAUUCUAAUGAAAAUGUUUCUGCCAAUCCUCCUUCUAAUACUCAGCAUCGGCGUCGUCACACCGGAGAGUCCCUUACAGAACAUGUUCGAUAAUCUAAGUUUCUUAUUUCUGUACGGUAAUCGCUCUUCCCGGGUGUCAGACACGGUUUCAUUUCGAAACAAUUAUGACUUUAUCGUAAUUGGUGCCGGCUCCGGUGGAUCCGUGAUGGCCAAUCGGCUUAGCGAAAACGGAAACUGGACCGUACUGCUGCUCGAAGCUGGCAACGAGGAAAAUUUGGUUGUUAACGUCCCCCUAACGGCGGGACUUACCACAGCUACGAGAUUCAGUUGGGGCUAUCGAUCGGAUCCGAUGGAGAAUGCGUGCUUGGGAUUGGAGAACGGGGUGUGCUACUGGCCAAAGGGUCGCGGACUUGGAGGAACGAGCCUUAUAAAUUUUCUUUUAUACGGCAGAGGACAUAAGCGAGAUUACGACGAGUGGGAACAAGCAGGAAAUUAUGGAUGGGGAUACAAAGACGUUGUAAAAUAUUUCCAGAAAGCUGAAAAGAUCAAAGGACAGAAAUCAAAUUCGGAGGGCUAUGUAAACAUCGAGCAAAGCUCAUACGAAACCCCCAUGCUACGGUGUUUCAUUGAAGCAGGUGAAGCUUUAGGUUACCAGGAAAUUAACCCAAACGAAAAAAUCCAGCUUGGAUUCUACAAAGCACUGGCGACUAUGGUCAACGGCGAACGAUGCAGUGCUUCCAGGGCUUACUUACGUCCUGUUGCCCAUCGUUCUAAUCUACACAUUUCGAUGAAAUCUUGGGUGACGAAAAUUCUUAUCGAUCCAGAUUCUAAAGCAGCCUAUGGUGUUGAGUUUAUUAAAGGUAAACAACGCUAUCAGAUUAAAGCAACGAAAGAGGUAAUACUCUCAGCAGGAGCAAUAGCAUCUCCGCAACUAUUAAUGCUUUCUGGAAUUGGUCCGAGAGAGCAUUUGAAAUCGCUGUCAAUUCCUACGCUGAUGGAUUUAAAGGUUGGUUAUAAUCUACAGGAUCACACCACCCUAUCGGGGUUGGUUUUCACGGUCAAUAAACCUGUCACAAUAAGAGAGCAAGACAUGCGACGGCCAGAAAACUUUCUAAACUAUAUGAUUAACCGCAAGGGACCGUUCACCGUUCCUGGUGGAGCUGAGGGUAUAGCGUUUGUCAAAACCAACAAUUCUGACCUGCCACUGGACUAUCCUGAUAUGGAACUUGUGCUUGGAACAGGCGCCGUUAAUAACGAUGAGUCAGGCUCCUUGCGGCAUACCUUCGGGAUGACCAAGGAGUUCUACAGUAAAACCUACGGAUCGGUUAGAGGUGUGCAUGCUUUUGGAAUAGCACCGGUACUAAUGCGACCCCGGAGCCGUGGAAGACUAUAUCUGAAGACCAAAAAUCCCUUCAAUUGGCCCCACAUGGAAGGUAACUUUUUCGAUCACCCAAAAGAUAUGUCCACAAUGAUCGAAGGAAUCAAGUUGGCAGUUCAAAUAGGGGAAUCGAAAAGUUUCGCACCUUUCGGGGCGAAACUGUUGUCUACUCCAUUCUUCGGCUGCGAAAACGAACGGUUUCGCAGUGACGAGUACUGGAGGUGCUGUGUUCGGAAAAUAGGCGCCAGUAUUCAGCAUCAGUCGGGUACCUGCAAGAUGGGUCCAGUCAGCGAUAGCGAUUCUGUAGUCAAUCCAGAGCUUCAGGUACACGGAAUAGGGAAUCUCCGGGUGGUGGAUGCGUCGAUAAUGCCAUUUCUACCUGCGGCACACACCAAUGGUGUGGUGUACAUGAUUGGUGAGAAAGCCGCCGAUAUGGUGAAAAAAUAUUGGGCGAACAGUAUCGAAAACUCUUGAAAAUAUUGCUACAGUAAUAACGUACAAAUUAUGACAAUAACUUCGUUAGCUUCCGGAAACGAAACUUCUACUGGCUAUCUACAGAGCGUCACAGCCGUAA
Wyeomyia smithii (pitcher-plant mosquito) is the source of this 2100-nucleotide messenger RNA. RefSeq names its product glucose dehydrogenase [FAD, quinone]-like. The record is from RefSeq and is a predicted model, not a curated record. Bases 156 to 2000 code for a protein of 614 amino acids. Gene Ontology annotation, molecular function: oxidoreductase activity, acting on CH-OH group of donors; flavin adenine dinucleotide binding. The transcript has 5 exons. NCBI's taxonomy places the organism in Eukaryota, Metazoa, Arthropoda, Insecta, Diptera, Culicidae.